GCGGCAGCGGCAGUCAUGGCGGCUCGGUGUGUGAGGUUGGCGCGGCAAAGCCUCCCAGCUUACCUGUCUCUCAGAACAUCUCCUCGGCUGCUGUGCACAGCUACAAAACAGAAGAACAGUGGCCAGAACCUGGAAGAGGACGUGGGUCAGAAUGAACAGAAGACAGAUACUCCUUCCCCAGAGAAGAUACUCCUGGACGAGAAGGUCAAGCUAGAAGAGCAGCUGAAGGAGACUGUGGAAAAGUAUAAGCGAGCUUUGGCAGACACUGAGAACUUGAGGCAGAGGAGCCAGAAAUUGGUGGAGGAGGCAAAAUUAUACGGCAUCCAGGGCUUCUGUAAGGACUUGCUGGAGGUCGCAGAUAUCUUGGAGAAGGCAACGCAGAGUGUCCCGAAGGAGGAGGUCAGAGACGACAAUCCUCACCUCAAGAACCUCUACGAGGGGCUCCUGAUGACCGAGGUCCAGAUCCAGAAGGUGUUCACCAAACACGGCUUGCUGCGGCUGAACCCCGUGGGUGCCAGGUUCGACCCCUACGAGCACGAGGCCCUGUUCCACACGCCAGUGGAGGGCAAGGAGCCCGGCACAGUGGCGCUGGUCAGCAAAGUGGGGUACAAGCUGCACGGGCGCACCCUGAGACCUGCGCUGGUGGGGGUGGUGAAGGCAGCUUAAUGGCCUCAUGGGGCUCCCGUGGGUUCUUUGCGAUCCCCUGCUAUAGCUCUUGAGAGGUUCAUCUUUGUGAAUACCUUUGACCCUUUCUCUGUCCUUGUUGGAAAGCUUUAGUAACCAGUGGCUAAACAGAAAAUGAAGCCGGUUGCACAGAUGCGUGAAUGAACUUAAA
Lutra lutra (Eurasian river otter) is the source of this 835-nucleotide messenger RNA. Its product is annotated as grpE protein homolog 1, mitochondrial. Gene Ontology annotation, biological process: protein import into mitochondrial matrix; protein folding. Lineage: Eukaryota; Metazoa; Chordata; Mammalia; Carnivora; Mustelidae. Gene Ontology annotation, molecular function: protein homodimerization activity; adenyl-nucleotide exchange factor activity; protein-folding chaperone binding. The transcript has a single exon. Gene Ontology annotation, cellular component: PAM complex, Tim23 associated import motor. Bases 16 to 666 code for a protein of 216 amino acids. The record is from RefSeq and is a predicted model, not a curated record.